Haliaeetus leucocephalus (bald eagle) is the source of this 1450-nucleotide messenger RNA. RefSeq lists its product as uncharacterized. Bases 1 to 1266 code for a protein of 421 amino acids. The transcript has 7 exons. Lineage: Eukaryota; Metazoa; Chordata; Aves; Accipitriformes; Accipitridae. The record is from RefSeq and is a predicted model, not a curated record.
AUGGCGGCUGGGAGCAGCUGCCAUUGCCGGAAGAGUGCGUUCAGCCUUGCAGCCGGCUCUCCUCCCUGUUCCCGAGCCGUCCCGGGGACGGGAGGCAGCGAGGCGCAGGCUGAACCGAUUCUGCCGCCCUGGCAGCGGCCCCGUUUGCCGGAGCAGCUCCGAAGCGGGGAGCGACUUACCUGUGCGGGCGUGCGGCGAAGCCGGCGAGCCCGGGCACCGCCAUGUUGCUGCUCCCGCUGCCGGGAGAGGCCUCCUGCCCUGCCGCCACUGCGGUCAGCCGCGCAGCGUGCCCGGCUGCGAACCGUAGGCAUCUCUCGGAUCCGUGGGAAGUUGCUGGAAGGUCAGAAGGACUGCCCGCAGGAACUAGCGUACGCUGUGCCGCUAGAAGGAGAGCGAAGAAUUUGUAAGGUGUCGAGACAACUGGAUGUUAGUUAUCUCGACAGCCAGUGCGGGAAAGCGUCGCGGCGGUCUCCCUGCCCUGCUCAGCACCGCAGAGCAGAACGCGACCUUCCCCCUCCGGCGCAGGGCUCCGCCGCCUCCCUCCAGCCCUGCCCGGGCCAGGAAGGCUGCGAGGGCAACAGCCGCGGGGGCGGCUCGCUCCCCGCCCGGCUCCCGGCCCCCGAGGGAGCCGCGGGGCUGCCGGAGAUGCCGGCCGGGGUCGCGCAGGGAGCCCAGCGUUUGAACGUAUGGAAGAGAAAGAAAAGUGCGUCUCCCGGGCGGCGCGGAGCCCAGCUGCGCAGCCCGGGGAAGCGGCGCGGGGAGCCGGGGCUGGCGGGGGGACCCUCGGCGGGACCCCGUCACCCACCGGGAGUGCGAGAGCUGCGGGCUUCGGGGCUGGUUUACGUUAACAAACUGCGUUUAAUUAGUUUUACCACAUCCUGUAAUCCGAAUGAAAUGAACCAACUGGUGAACCAUCUCCUAAAAGACCAAGAGGAAGACCCAAAGGAAGCAAAAACAAGAGUCCCUCUAAAGCAGCUCAGAAGAAAGCAGAAGCCACUGGCGAAAAGCGACCCAGAGGCCGGCCCAGAAAAUGGCCUCAACAAGUGGUUCAGAAGAAGCCUGCUCAGGAAGAGACUGAAGAAACGUCCUCACAAGAAUCGGCAGAGGAAGACUAGGAGACCGCACCAUGCAAUUUCUACCUCAUCAGCAGUUGGAUCUUUUGAAGGGAGAAGACACUGCCUUGACCACUUAUUUUCUAUUGCCAUGGUCUUUCCACUUUUGCCUGGGGGAAAAAAAAAUAAUCGCAUAACCUUAAAAAGGAUUUGACUAAUCAUCUUCUUUGUAAUCCCUUCACAGUCCCAGGUUUAGUGAAAAACUGCUGUAACACACAGGGGACACAGAUUAACGAUGCAACUUUUAAUUACUGUUUUCUUUUUUCUUAACCUACUAAUAGUUUGUUUGAGCUGCUAAGUAAGGGUGAAUGGGUCAAGAAGAGCUCCAAAUCAGGUUU